This is a messenger RNA of Dipodomys ordii (Ord's kangaroo rat), 1270 nucleotides long. RefSeq names its product regulator of G-protein signaling 1 (gene Rgs1). The transcript is spliced from 5 exons. The record is from RefSeq and is a predicted model, not a curated record. Bases 77 to 706 code for a protein of 209 amino acids. NCBI's taxonomy places the organism in Eukaryota, Metazoa, Chordata, Mammalia, Rodentia, Heteromyidae.
AGAGCAAGCGCCUGUCUGCCUUUACUAUAUAAAGCAGUCGAGACAUAAACUCACAGACAUUCGCCGUAAGAGGACCAUGAGAGCAGCAGCCAUCCCCACACCAACGCUGGACAAAAUGCCAGGAAUGAUCUUCUCUGCUAAUCCAAAGGGCUUGAAAGAAACCAGUCAUUCACAUCUAGAGGAGAAAACUCAAAGAAGAAGACCAAGGGCUUUUGGAAUGGACAUGAAAGCAUACUUGAGAUCUAUGAUACCACAUCUUGAAUCUGGAAUUAAAUCUUCCAAGUCCAAAGACAUACUUUCUGCUGAUGAAGUAAUUCAAUGGUCCCACUCUCUGGAAAAACUCCUUGCAAACCAAAUUGGUAAAGAUGUCUUUGGAAAUUUUCUAAAGACUGAGUUCAGUGAAGAGAAUAUCGAGUUCUGGCUGGCUUGCGAAGAUUACAAGAAAACGGAGUCUGAUCUUUUGUAUUGCAAGGCACAGAAGAUAUACAAAGCAUUUGUGCAUUCAGAUGCAGCUAAGCAAAUCAAUAUUGACUUUCGGACUCGAGAAUCUACAGCUAAGAAGAUGAAGGCACCAACCCCCACAUCUUUUGAUGAAGCCCAGAAAAUCAUAUUUACUCUCAUGGAGAAGGACUCUUACCCCAGGUUCCUGAAAUCAGCUAUUUACAUAAAUCUCCUAAAUGACCUUCAGGCUAAUAACCUUAAGUGAGUUCCUAGAUGAGGGAAAUUUAAAAGAUGGUGUCAAGGGUAAGACAUAUGACCAAGUUGCUGCCUGGGUGAACACCUUGGCAUGUUUGGGUGAUUCCACAAGCCCAGCAAAAGAAUAAAUGGGUCAGAAUGAUAAGACAUGGUGCUUCCAGUCAGACUUGAAGAAGCAUAAGCAAGACAAACAUGGAGACUGAAGAUGAAGGAGGAGCUAUAGGACUCACAUCAAAUGGAGUAGACCUCGCCAUGAGAAACUGACUAUACGAAACUAUAGAAAACUUCCAAGACAGAUUACGACAUGCUAUAAGCUUUCAUUUCCACAGACCUCAUGUUGCUUAUUAUAAAGACUGUAUUAAACUCCUGAAAUCCCCUUAACUUAUGUGGUUCAGAUCACCACUGUUCUUAGCACAUGCUGUUUUAAGUGAGUGUGUUUGGCUUAGAAGUAGUGAAGAGAACAGUGGGUGUAAUCUGAGCUACUGCUCUUGAAAUUGGAAAUCAGAAUAUAUUUGUACAUUAAGUUAUCACAGUGGCAAUAAUGUGACUUUUGUAUUAAAAUAUAAAGAAACUA